GCUGACAAGGUCGUCAAGGUCCCACAGAUGGCCGAAUCUAUUUCUGAGGGUACCCUUAAGCAGUGGGUCAAGAAGGUCGGAGACUUUGUGAAGCAGGACGAGGAAGUUGCUACUAUUGAGACCGACAAGAUCGAUGUCACUGUCAACUCCCCUGCCUCAGGUACCAUUGUCGAAGUAUUUGCCCAGGAAGAGGACACCGUCUCUGUUGGUGGUGAUUUCUUCAAGCUUGAGCUUGGAGAUGCCCCCAAGGAAGGUUCCGUUCAGACCAAGAAGGAGGAGCCCAAGUCUGAGACCAAGGCCGAACCCAAGGCUGAAGUUAAGGUCGAGUCUAAGAAGGAGGAGCCCAAGGAAGUUAAGGCUACCCCUACUCCCACCCCUACCCCAGCUGCCGCUCCCAAGGCUGCUGCCCCCGUCGCUGAGGAUUCCAAGAAGGUCUUUGGCAACCGUACCGAGAACCGCGUCAAGAUGAACCGUAUGCGUCUCAGAAUUGCCGAGCGUCUUAAGCAGUCCCAGGACACCGCCGCAUCCCUCACAACCUUCAACGAAAUCGAUAUGACCAACCUCAUGAACCUCCGUAGCCAGUACAAGGAUGCUGUUGUUAAGAAGCACGAUGUUAAGCUUGGAUUUAUGUCUGCCUUUGUUAAGGCUUCCGCCGCCGCUCUCGAGGCUAUUCCCGCCGUCAAUGCCUCUAUUGAAGGAAACGAGAUUGUAUACCACGAUUACGUUGAUGUCAGCGUUGCCGUCUCUACCCCCAAGGGUCUUGUCACACCAGUUCUCCGUAACGUUGAGGAUAUGUCUUUCAUCGAUAUCGAAAAGACUAUUGCUGCCCUCGGAAAGAAGGCUCGCGACAACAAGAUCACCAUUGAGGAUAUGGCUGGUGGAACCUUCACCAUUUCCAACGGCGGUGUCUUUGGCUCUCUUAUGGGUACUCCUAUCAUCAACAUGCCUCAGGCUGCUAUCUUGGGUAUGCACUCCAUCAAGGAGAGACCCGUUGUCGUUGACGGCAAGAUUGAGAUUCGCCCCAUGAUGUACGUUGCCUUGACAUACGACCACAGAAUCAUCGACGGUCGUGAGGCUGUUACCUUCCUGGUGAAGAUCAAGGAGAUCGUUGAGGACCCUAGACGCUUGCUUCUC
Phycomyces blakesleeanus NRRL 1555(-) is the source of this 1134-nucleotide messenger RNA. RefSeq names its product dehydrogenase complex E2 component (gene Pb2oxodhE2). Gene Ontology annotation, biological process: tricarboxylic acid cycle. The record is from RefSeq and is a predicted model, not a curated record. Lineage: Eukaryota; Fungi; Mucoromycota; Mucoromycetes; Mucorales; Phycomycetaceae. The transcript is spliced from 4 exons. The annotation marks the transcript as partial. Gene Ontology annotation, cellular component: oxoglutarate dehydrogenase complex. Gene Ontology annotation, molecular function: dihydrolipoyllysine-residue succinyltransferase activity.